CAUCUUUAGCAGUCUCCUCGUCUCCCUCAACAGCCCCCACCAUGGUCAUGUCACCCGACGAGGCCUUCAGCCUCCUCGCACUGCAGGCGGGUCCUCCCCACCCCGUCCUCAGCCUCCAGCUCUCCCUCUGCUUCGUCCUCUUCGCCGCCAUUUUCGCCUUCUGGCUAUGGCCCGGCGGCCUCGCCUGGGCUCUCGCGAAGGCCCGCCCCGCCAAGGCUGCCACGUCCGUGCCGGGUCCGUCCGGCGUACCGGUCCUCGGCCUCGUUUUCGCCUUCACCGGGUCCCUGACUCACCGGGUCCUCGACGAAAUCUCCAGGGCUCUGGAGGCCAAGAAGCUGAUGGCGUUCUCGGUUGGGUUCACCCGCUUCGUCAUCUCGAGCGAACCGGAGACUGCCAAGGAGAUGUUGAACAGCUCGGCCUUCGCCGACCGACCCGUGAAGGAGUCGGCGUACGAGCUCCUGUUCCACCGGGCGAUGGGGUUCGCCCCGUACGGCGAGUACUGGCGCAACCUGAGGCGCAUCUCCGCGACCCACCUGUUCAGCCCCAGGAGGGUCGCCGCCUUCGGGAGGUUCCGAGCCGAGAUAGGGCUCCAAAUGGUGGCGGAGAUCAAGUGCCUGAUGGAGGAGCGCGGCGAGGUCGGGGUGAGGAAGUUGCUGCACUUCUGCUCGCUCAACAAUGUGAUGAUGACCGUGUUCGGAAGGUCCUACGACUUCGGCGCCCGCAAUGGCGGCGGCCAUGGGAGGAGCGACGAGCUCGAGCUGGAGCGCCUGGUGAGCGAAGGGUACGAGCUGCUGGGCGUGUUCAACUGGGGCGACCACUUCCCUCUCCUCCGCCGGCUGGACUUGCAGGGCCUGAGGGGGAGGUGUCGGAAGCUCCGCGACAAGGUGAACGCCUUCGUGGGUCGGAUCAUCGAGGAUCACAGGAUGAGGAGGAAGGCGGCGAGAGGUCAGAGCAACGACGAGGAGGACGAUGGGUCCGGAGAUUUCGUCGACGUCCUGCUCGACCUGGAGAAGGAGAACCGUCUCAGCGACGCCGACAUGAUUGCCGUUCUCUGGGAAAUGAUCUUCAGAGGCACUGACACGGUGGCCAUCCUCCUGGAAUGGAUCCUCGCCAGGAUGGUCCUCCACCCUGACGUCCAGGCCAAGGCCCAGGCGGAGAUCGACGCCGCCCUCGGCUCGGCAGCCCGGGCCGUCGCGGACUCCGACCUCCCGGGGCUCCCGUAUCUCCGGGCCAUUGUCAAGGAGACCCUGAGGAUGCACCCGCCUGGCCCGCUCCUGUCCUGGGCCAGGCUCGCCGUCCACGACACCCACGUCGGCGGCCACUUCAUCCCGGCCGGGACCACGGCCAUGGUGAACAUGUGGGCGAUAACCCACGACGAGGCGGUCUGGCCCGACCCGGGCGAGUUCAAGCCGGAGAGGUUUCUGGAGGAGGGCGGCGGGGUGGGGAUCAUGGGGUCGGACCUGAGGCUCGCUCCGUUCGGGUCCGGGAGGAGGGUCUGCCCAGGCAAGGCCAUGGGGCUGGCCACGGUGGAGCUCUGGCUCGCGCAGCUGCUGCAGAACUUCAAGUGGGUCAGCUAUCCGGAUCGCGGGGUGGACUUGUCCGAGCGCCUGAAGCUGUCGAUGGAGAUGAAACAUUCCCUGGUGUGCAAGGCCAUUCCUAGGGUUUGAGAUGGUUGAUGAUGGAUUUGGCAUUGUGGGGUCUCCUCCAUAAUUUUGUUAACUCUUUCUAUGGGGAGGUCAAAACUACUGAUAGGCUUAGCUAGCCUUUGUCUACUACCUUUUGCUGCGUUCUUUCUCUUUUUCUCCUCCUAGGUUUGAUCAAACAUCGGAUUUUUAGUCUUAGGAAUAUAUGGUUUCUGCUGGUGCUGGAUUCUGCAAGGGCGUCGUCUCUCUCUCUCUCUCCUGGUCGGUGUAAGGAAAUGUUUGCUUGGUCUAGAUGUGGAUGUCGGCUUCUUUACGGUGCUUGUUCUCUUUUGCCUUUGAACCUCUUUUGUACACGAACCUUCCAUAAUAUGUAUAUGCAGUGUUUAAGGCCCUUUUCGA
Messenger RNA from Rhodamnia argentea, 2042 nucleotides. Its product is annotated as cytochrome P450 78A5. Gene Ontology annotation, molecular function: oxidoreductase activity, acting on paired donors, with incorporation or reduction of molecular oxygen; heme binding; iron ion binding. The record is from RefSeq and is a predicted model, not a curated record. Lineage: Eukaryota; Viridiplantae; Streptophyta; Magnoliopsida; Myrtales; Myrtaceae. The transcript has 2 exons. Bases 42 to 1667 code for a protein of 541 amino acids.